Trypanosoma brucei brucei TREU927 is the source of this 324-nucleotide messenger RNA. RefSeq lists its product as hypothetical. The record is from RefSeq and is a predicted model, not a curated record. The transcript has a single exon. Bases 1 to 324 code for a protein of 107 amino acids. Lineage: Eukaryota; Euglenozoa; Kinetoplastea; Trypanosomatida; Trypanosomatidae.
AUGCAACACUUUGUUGGUGGUACAGUAAUACAUGUGCUUUUCUUUAAUUUUUUGCGUAAAUGUUGUGCAUGUACGGUGAAGGUAAGGAAGCGCAUUCAGUGUCGCAUUUGCAGAAAAUUAAUAGCCGUAGUGUGGAGAAGAAGGAAAGAAAAAAAGAUGAUGAUUAUGAUGAUGGGCGAUACGCUUACGCAUAUAUUUAUUUACUUAUAUAUUUAUAUACAAGCACAUGGGGGGGGGGAGAAGACGAAGGAAAGGAAAAUGGUGGUGUGGAUUAGGAAAGUGGCGCAGCAUAUUGAGUUAAGUGUAAAUGUAUUUGCCACUUAA